Messenger RNA from Micromonas commoda, 879 nucleotides. RefSeq lists its product with no specific name. NCBI's taxonomy places the organism in Eukaryota, Viridiplantae, Chlorophyta, Mamiellophyceae, Mamiellales, Mamiellaceae. The transcript has a single exon. The record is from RefSeq and is a predicted model, not a curated record. Bases 1 to 879 code for a protein of 292 amino acids.
AUGAACCCCCGACGCGCACAGCUGGCGUCGAUGCUGACGCUGCUCGCCGUCGUCGUCGCCGCGCGACACGCCGCGGGGCAGGCGAUACCCUCGGCCGAGACGCGAGCCCGAACGACUUCCCAAACCGAAACCCAAACCGCCCGCGUCUCGCACAGACCCGCGGGACGUCCCGGCGUUCCGGCCGCGUCCGCCGCCGCGUCCGGCCGCGACGCGCUUCCGUCGGACGUCUCCGCGCCGCGACUCACGUCGCGCCGCGCGUCGCUUCGCCUCUGCGACGGCGGGGACCCCGUCCCGACGACGGUCUUCUCCGAGGAGACGCUGUGCCUGGAGCAGCCGCUGCCCGGGGUGACCCGCGGCGAGGCCAGGCGCCGGGCGCUUCACGCGGCGUCGGUCGACGUCACGUUCGCGGGCGACCGCGUCGCGCCCGAGCACGUCAGCGACCCCGAACUCGUGACGCCCUCGGACGUCGACGACGACGACACAGCCGGCGGCGGCGACGAGCUCUUACACAUCGACGACGAGGAAACCUUCGAGGAGGAAACCUCGGACGACGACGCCGUCGAGGACGUCUUCGUCCGCUUCACGCUGAGCGUCGCGGGUCUGCCCGCGGGCGCGAAGGGCGCGCUCGAGGCCGCCGUCACCGUCGUGCCCGUCGGGAGGUUCUCCUACGACAUCGUGUGGUACGAGCUAUCGGUGACCUACCCAACAUUUUACUCACACCAGGUGGACGUAACGAUUCAGGAGGGACACGACGCGGGAAAGCCGGAGGAGGAGAUCGAGCAGGACGUCGAGGACCUGAAGGAAGGGUCCGCGACGUUCUUCCCGUGCACGAACUUCAUCGCGGGGCCGUUCUGCGACGAGGCGGGGAUAUCGGCGUGA